Papilio xuthus (Asian swallowtail) is the source of this 3329-nucleotide messenger RNA. RefSeq names its product esterase B1. The coding region runs from base 1724 to 3319 and encodes 531 amino acids. The record is from RefSeq and is a predicted model, not a curated record. Lineage: Eukaryota; Metazoa; Arthropoda; Insecta; Lepidoptera; Papilionidae. The transcript has 5 exons.
ACCAUUCUUAGAAGAUUUUUUUAAAACUUUAAUACAAAAUAAUAAUAUAAACUUUACGGUGUAGACAUCGGCGAUAAAAGGAAUAUAUUCUAGGUAUCUACUCAUUUUACGACCAUAAACAAGACAUCAUAAUUCACACGUUUAUCCCCGACGCAGUUUGCUGCUUCUCUUCAAAAUACAGCUUGAAUCUAAUCUUUUUAUCACAUGAAUGAUUUUAAUAUUGUGUACCUACAAUUUCAAUAUUUCUAAACAGUUGCCCGAUCCUAUCCCUUCCUAGUCCCUAAUAUUACAGGAUUGAGAGAGGGGAAUGAGUUGUCGAUAUGCGCAAAACACGGCUCACCCCAAGUUUUAACGAGACGGGCAUGCCUAGGGUGUUCUGUCUACAUCCAUUGUUUGCUUUGUACUGCCUAUGUCUACAUUCUAAUAAAUUUCCAGCGUUUUAAUGAACACAUUACAUCAUUCUAAUGAAUAUCUUCCAAUUUUAGAAUGUUUCUUUAACCGUCAAUCCUAAUAACAGAAAAUGUUUAGUCAGUUAAUUGUUUCACUCACAAUUCACAUGAGCCAUUCAUAUAACUAAGUCUACGGUUUUACAUUUCGCAAAGAUUAUUACAUAAGUGAGCAACGUGUGUACAGUAACGCAGUAAUAUCAAAUGAUCUGAAUACAGAAAGGAAACUAUUCAUUUUGUUUUCGUUGUCUUUACCCAUCUUCUCGUUGAUGUGUCUAGGCAUUACAGUAUAGAAACAAUAAUUAAAUCAACUGUUUGAAUGGUGGACAAUUUGAAGACAUCUACUUUUAAGAGCUGUUUGCAAAUAGAUCGGUGGUCCAAUCAGGCCAAUAGAUUUUUUUGUUAUUGAGCCAAUCGAUUCGAAUCAGCAGGAUUACAUACGGCCUGUAUGUAAUCCUAUGGAAAACAUAUCUACAUUAUGUUAUUUGAUGUCGAGUCACGAUCAUCUACAGAAUAUAAGAGAAAUAUGUAGAUAUACGUAUAAGAUCGUAACAAUAAGAAAUAUGACGCAUUUAUUGUCGAAAACAAAUACGUUACUGAAGGGAGAAAAGGAAAAAUAUUCCCAAUUGAAAUGAUCAAUGAUCUGGGAAAGCAGUCGAGUGAAACUUUAACGUACUCCCCCAUGAGGGAAAUUGUUAUUGUCUACGCCCCAGCGAGGUGUUUUUUUAGGGAACACCGCAACAGAUAAAUUGCCUCUAGCGACGCGUAAAAAGCAAUGAAAGCAUUUUCAUUCCUCCGGCACCCCUUUGUUCCCUGCGGAAUGCUGAACUGUAUCUACAACCAGAGCAACCCCAAGGGUGCCGGUCCCAUUUGUGGGGUAUUUUAUGAAAUGUUGAUUGAAUAAGAAAUCGAUCUAAAGUACGAGAUAUUAUCUUGCGAAAGAUAUCUUUUUAUUUCCUUUCAGGACAAUGGUUUCUUAACUAGUAAUGAAAUGAUUUGAGAACGGAUUGGCAUUUACCAAGGUUUAGGUAUCAGGAUUAUUGCAUGUCUCAAUUUAGAUAAUUCUUAUCGUUAGCUAAUAGGAAGAUAAUAUCGUCAAAGAGUAGUAUCAUAAUCGUUGUGAUGACAACGUUAUAUACGUUUCACGUUUUGCUCAAAGUCCUAACUAAAUAGACACUAAACAAGCAAAUUAUCAAGAAAACCUUCACAAUAGUUUUCACUUAGUUGCUCUAAUGUUGUCUUUGAUGUCACGCGCAUAUUUAUAAUUACUUUUCACAAUGGUAAUUGUAAAAAUUGAUCAGGGUGAUCUAAGAGGAGUAUUGUGUAAAAAUGGAAAUGUAGAAUAUUGUGCAUUCAAUGGUAUUCCGUACGCACAGCCACCGAUUGGGCCAUUGCGAUUCAAGGCACCAGAACCACCACGUCCUUGGACUGGGAUUCGAGAUGCAUCGCAACACGGACCUGUCUGUCCGCAGUACAACGAACGCAUGGACUGCAUCGAGGUCGGCAGCGAAGACUGUCUCUACAUUAAUGUAUACUCUAAAUCAUUGACACCUCUCCAGCCACUGCCAGUUCUCGUUUGGAUCCACGGCGGAGGAUUCUAUACAGGCUCUGGUAAUUCAGACUUCUACGGACCGGAAUUCUUUAUGGAGCACGAUGUUGUUCUUGUCACAUUUAACUACAGACUUGAAGUUCUAGGCUUCCUUUGUCUCGAUAACGAAGAUGUUCCCGGCAAUGCCGGCUUGAAGGACCAAGUAAUGGCUUUAAAAUGGGUUAAGAAUAAUAUAUCCGCUUUCGGAGGUGACCCAGAUAACGUCACAAUUUUCGGUUGCAGUGCCGGUGCGGCUUCCACAAGUUACCAUUUGACGUCUAAAAUGAGCAAAGGUUUAUUUAACAAAGCAAUAUGUCAGAGCGGUGUAUGUUUGAAUGAAUGGAGUUACAAUUUAUAUGCUAAAAAGCGUGCAUUCCAACUCGGACAGUUACUAGGUAAAGAAACCGAAGAUGAAUUGGAACUAUUAGAUUUUUUAAGACAACUUCCAGCAUCCUCAUUUGUAAAUAUUAAAUUACCCGCUCUAGAUGUUCAACAUAAGGAUAUGGUAGAUAGCAUUUACUUCGGACCUGUGAUAGAAAAGUCUUAUUUAAAAGUUGAGAAAUUUAUAACAGAAUCACCUUAUGACGCAAUGAAAGGAGGAAAAGUUGCCGAUGUUCCAAUUAUAGUUGGAUAUACAUCGGCCGAGGGUAUUGAAAGUGCAAGAAAAAUUAAUGAUUUACUAAAAUAUCUAUCUAACGUAGGCUCUAUUGUACCAAGAGAAAUUAAACUGAAAGUAAACUCUGACGUAGUUAAAUGCAUAGAUCAGAAAAUACGUGACAAAUAUUUCAAUGGUAAAACAAUCACAAAGAACAUGUUACAAGAAUUAACAGAUCUCUUUACUUACAGUUUAUUUACUUAUAAUAUUUAUAGAUUUGCAAAGUAUUGUGCAAAAAUAAAUUCUAAUCCAUUAUAUUUGUACAAAUUUGAUGCGGAAACGGAAAGGAACUAUGCAAAAGGCAAUUACAAGAUGGAUCACUUGAAAGGUGUUUGCCAUGCAGAUGAAUUACCGUAUUUAUUCAACGUUACCUGCCUUGAUAUUCCAUUAACUGAUAAUUCCAUACCUAUAAUAAAAGAAAUGGUUGGUCUGUGGACAUCUUUUGCUCGAACCGGGAAUCCCACGGAAUCGAGAAAUAUAACAUGGAAACCUUAUACUAGUAAAACAAAGAACUGUUUUAUUAUCAGCAAAACAUGUGUUUGUUGUGAAAACCCAGACUCAGACCAUAUUGACUUCUGGGAAGAAAUAUACGCGAAUGUGUUUGACGGAGAUACGAAAUGUAAUAUUUAAUAGAUAUAAA